This is a messenger RNA of Belonocnema kinseyi, 6139 nucleotides long. RefSeq names its product cholinephosphotransferase 1 (gene bbc). Gene Ontology annotation, molecular function: ethanolaminephosphotransferase activity; diacylglycerol cholinephosphotransferase activity. Gene Ontology annotation, cellular component: Golgi apparatus; endoplasmic reticulum membrane. The transcript is spliced from 10 exons. The record is from RefSeq and is a predicted model, not a curated record. Lineage: Eukaryota; Metazoa; Arthropoda; Insecta; Hymenoptera; Cynipidae. The coding region runs from base 222 to 1703 and encodes 493 amino acids. Gene Ontology annotation, biological process: phosphatidylethanolamine biosynthetic process.
AUGACUAGUCACUCAACACUCGCUACUGAAGUAAUGCUCUAGUCAGUGUAUACUGGACUGAGUAUGACAAGUAUCGGACGUUGAAUGCGUAUUCAGAUAUAAUAUUUCGUAUUUUUGAGUACGAAUAAUAGGAAAAUUUUGGGGUUUUACGAAUCGCACUCCAACAUUUCUAAUCGAUGUGUUUGACUUGUGAUCAGGAUUGCGCGUAAAGGUUAGGAACCAUGCAGUUUUACAAGGAAAAGCUCCUGUCGCCGGGACAGUUAAAACGGCUCAGUGAACAUAAGUACAGCUGCACAAGUGUUAGUUUUAUGGAUGCAAUUCUUCAGCCUUGGUGGGACUGGCUUGUGGGAAAAGUUCCAGUUUGGCUGGCCCCUAAUCUUAUCACCAUCAUCGGUCUCAUGGUGAACAUAGUCACAACCCUGGUCCUCGUUUACUACAGUCCCGAUGCCAAGGGAGAGGCACCAAGAUGGGCAUGUUUUCUAUGCGCAGUUGGUCUCUUCGUUUAUCAAACUUUGGAUGCCAUCGAUGGCAAACAAGCCAGAAGAACGGGAACUUCCACCCCACUGGGGGAACUUUUUGAUCACGGAUGUGACUCCAUUUCCACAGUUUUCGUAGCCCUCUCGGCGUGCAUAGCUGUACAAUUGGGCUACUAUCCAACAUGGAUGUUUUUCCAAUGUUUCUGCGCAAUGACGCUUUUCUACUGUGCUCACUGGCAGACUUACGUUUCAGGCUCCUUAAAAUUUGGAAAAGUAGAUGUCACGGAAGCUCAAUUCACGAUAAUAACCAUUCAUCUCAUCUCGGCGAUAUUUGGACCGAAAAUUUGGAUGAUGGAGAUACCAUUUAUAGAUGGUUUUGAAUUUAAGUAUUUGAUAGGAGCGAUGACAGUGGUUUGUGCGUUGACAAACUUAUACACAAUCUUCUCGGUGAUUUUCACCGGAGGAGUAGGCAAGAACGGUUCUACCGUGGCUAUCCCUUUUCCUGGGCUGAUUUGUACGCUGAGUAAUUUCGCAUCCGUCUUUUGUAUGGCCGGCUUCCUCCACGUGUUCAUUCAGUUCUGUAAAGUCUUUGAGUCCGGUGGGGUUGGAAAGAACGGUUCUACCAUUGCAUUGCCAUACACUGGCACUGAGGUCAAGGUCUUUCCAUUAUGGGGCGCAGUGGGCGUCGCAGUUUUGCUCGCACAGAGCAGUAUGUCCGUCAUUCUUGCCGGUGGUGUCGGAAAAAAUGGCUCCACCGUCGCAGGUACUUCAGUCUUAUCACCAAUAAUCCCGUUCAGUUUUGUCGUCGUGCCGGCUUUUAUAAUAUACAGAAAAAGUACAGAGCACGUUUAUGAAAAUCAUCCGGCGCUCUAUAUUCUUGCGUUUGGAAUGGUCGCUGCUAAAGUUACUAAUCGUCUAGUGGUCGCGCAUAUGACGAAAAACGAGAUGCAAUAUUUAGAUAGUUCGCUGAUUGGACCAGCGAUGCUGUUCCUUAAUCAAUACUUUAACUUUUUUAUUAAAGAGUACUACGUUCUAUGGAUGUGUUUUAUAUGGGUUACCCUCGACUUGCUGCGAUACUGUGCUCAAGUUUGCAUGGAAAUCUGCGCCCAUCUCAAUAUUCAGCUCUUUAGGAUACCUGUGAUAGAUCAGCGCAUAGGUCCUCAACUCUUGGAAAAAAACGGUACUAACAGGUCACUACGUCCUAGGUUACCUAAGAAGUAUCAUUAGUAAAUCCGUCUGUGAUAAUGAAUGCGCUAUGCAGUUUCUACGGCGAUUUCCCUCUCACAUUGUACAUACACGAGAUUCUUAAAGGAGCUGUUGUUCAUUCGUUAUCACGCCAAGCUCACUUCUCUUUAAGUAGAAUUGAAGUCGAAGGAAAACGUCCUAAUCAUUUCGAAUCGCAGUAUAUUGCUUAGAAAUCAUAUUGUUUCUUCCUAUCCUGAUAUGAGACACGUAAAUAUCUGUUUCUUAGAAAAUGGACAUCACUUUUCAAUUAUGAAAAAUAUUUAAAUUAUGGGAUUUUCAAACUUGUUAAACACAAUUUUCUUUCAAAGAACUGUCGUAUAGGACAAAUGAUUGGAAACUUUUUUUGAUGAAUUUAAAAUUUCUAUUUUGUGAGGAAUGUGAAGUAUCUGAAUAUUUUUACUUUUGUUUUAAAUGCCCUAAGCUUACAUUAUUUUCUUUUGAAAGAAGAAAUGUUUAGCGUAAUUCGAAAGUCAUUUCGUAUAUAAUUUAUUAUUUAAAUAUAAUAGUCUUCUACACUCUCAGAAAUUUCCUAUAAACAAUGAAGGAAAAUUUUAACGGUUGAAGUGCCAUCGUUUGAGAAUUAAGUUUGAAAACAGAUCCUUUAACGGUUAAAGUGCGAGUCGUUUAACCAAGAAUCGUUUCAACGAUUCAUGACUGAUUUCGUCGACAUCAUUUCAGCGUUAAACUAGAUCGUUUGAGAGUGAAACGAAUCUGCUUUUGAAGUAUCUACUUUAACGAUUAACGGACCGACUUUAUCGUUUACAGGGAAUUUAUGAGUGUGUACUAUUGAUAAAUAUCUAUUCUUGUCGAAAAUUGUAGAUUAUUGUUUAUAAUAUUUAUUAUUGUUGAUAAAUAUUGAUUUAUUUUGGUAAUCGUAAAUUUAAUUCGAACCUUAGUAAAAAAAAUUGACCAUUUGGUUAAUUGAAAUAUUCUUCACAAUUCUGUUCGUUUUCUUGAACAUAUCUUGUUUAGGAUUCGUUAAAUAUAAAAAUUUCUUAAAAUCUGUAGCUUCCAAACAACGUAAUUUAAAUAUAAUUUAAGGAGCAAAAUUGUAGAGAAUGUUCCAAUAAGCAUAAUGAGCUGUUUUUUUUUUGUUAAGAUUAGAUCAAAAUUACAAGUAGUUUUGACAAAACCUUUUUUUUCCAAAAUGCAUUACUAUUCUAAAUAAACUGUUCUUUAAUUUAAGGACGUUUCAACGCAUAGAGAAUUUAGUCUUUGAGUGAAUAGCAAUUGCCAAAAAUUGUCCCUAAUUAAUCGAUGAUUUACUUAAAAAAAUACAAAGUGCGAUUCUUUCAAAUAAUAUAAUUAUUGGAUAAAAGAAAGGAAUCCAACAGAAUUAAAAACAUGCUCGCUUGUGAUCAUUUCCUGAUAAAUGUGGAUAAAUACAUUGCAAAGUUGUUGAUCCUGCUUUAUACUAAUUCAUAUAUUCAUCGAUAAAAUUCUAUAUUUAUCGACAAUAAUCAGUAUUAUUUGACGAUAAUCGACAUUUAUUCCAAAUAGUUUUUAAUUAAUGUUUGAAACGGAUAUCGGGAAGAUUCAUUUCUAUGGCAUAAUAUUUAAAAAAAGUGUAAACAAACUAGAAACCUUUAAUACAAAUAUCGAUCGUAGUUGUAGAAUGAUGACUUUCGUUGGUUUAAUUACGAAGAAAGCAAGUCAUUUGUAGCAUAAAACGGAUUCAGUGUUUUAAGGAAACGUCUGUCCAAGUACCCUAUGGUCAGGGAUUACAAAAGGAAAUGCAAAAGUAUAUAUUUUCAUACUGCGCCUUCUUUCAUUUGAAUAGAGUAUCUGAGCUUUAUUCUACGCGCUAAAUAAAUUAAAACGAGAGAUACAAUAGUUUAAAAGAAAUAAUAUUAGAAAUUUGUGUUCUUAAAUAUUUUUUAAUGACACAUGCAUGAUUUUAGACCUUUUCUAUGCCUGUGAAGCGGGGCUAAAGAUCUACUUUUUGCUUUUAUCUAUUAUCUAUUAGCUCGCAUUUUACGAUAAUAAACCCGCUCAAAGUAAAAACUAUAAGGAAAUUUUUGUUGCAGAUAAUAGAAUUUUGCGAUAAUUUAUGUUAAAUUGCCAUACUUACCUGUAAAAUUACCAUAAAUGACCGAAAAUUGCCAUAAAUUUCCGCAAUUUAUGGUAAUCUACCUUAUUUACCUGUAAAAUUACCAUAAAUGAUAGGAAAUUCCUAUAAAUGUCCAGAAAUCUAUAGACAUUUUUAAAUUGAAUUUUGGAAUUUAUGGAAAGUUGCCAUAAUUACCCUUAAAAUUACCGUAAAUCGUGCUUCCUUUAUUCGAAAUAUAAUAUAGGUUGAAAUCAUGACUGCAUUUUGAGAAAUCUCUGAAAUCAUCCAUUUUUUAUAGGGGUUAUUCACAAAAUACGUGAUACACUUUUCAGGAAUGUCCGACCCCCCCCCCCUGGUUGAUACUUUUUCCAUUGGGUUUAACAUGAAGAAUGAUACUUUGGCAGAACCCCACCCACCCCUAAAAGUAUCACGUAUUUCGUGAAUGACUCCAUAGAUCUUGGGUAUUGUUAAAAUGUACAUCGGACACUUUCAAAUUUGAAUGGUUUUAAUUCACGUUUCAAUUUUGGAGCUUUUAUUUGUUUUCAGUUGACAAUAUUUUUUACUUUGUUUCAUGUUAUUUAAUUGGAAGAGUGAGUACAUCUCUAAAUUGGUGAAAGAAAUGUUCUAAUUGCUAAACAAAAAACAAAAAAACUUUUUGCCGGCAUGCUCUGCACUUUCUUAUGCUUUGAAACUUCGUGAUUUGCUGCGAGAAUUACUUUUAACUUCAUAACAAAAUCAUAAGGGUUUUCUGCGGAAUUGAAGCAUCUAAGGUUGCUUUAAUUUGAGAUUUUAUUUCCGUUAUUAUAAUUUUUAUUAACUAUUAUAUUUGUUAUCAAUAUUCAGAAAGCAGUUUAGAAAGAACACAAUUUUGUCUCUUUUCUUCUCUUCGUAUUUUUCUCCCUCAAAGUCGAAAGUACAUUUCUUCUUCUUUCGCAGCGUUGGAGGAAUCGAGUAGUUUAUUUUCAGAAAGUGUAGAUUAGUGUACAAAUGUUUCCUCUUUGAGAAACAGUCACUCGCGCAACAGUUCUUUUACGUAUCGUCUGUCUUUUACGAAUUAGAGUAAUCAUUAAGAAUGCUGACAAUAUUGAUCGACCAGCGGCCGCGUGCUUAUAUGACUUAAAAAGAUUUGAAAAUGAUGUCGGAUUUCUUCGAAUCUGGUAGUUGGUUAUUUUUUAACUUGUAAAAUUCUAGAGUAUAUUAGUUAAUGUUUGAACGAAAGGAAUUUUUUUUAUAAUUUCGGAAGCUUUCAAAAUAUCUUAUGAUUUUGAGUUUCCAAAUGUGGAAGUUUCUAAUUUUUGAGAAUUUUAAAAAUGACACUGUUUUUAAAUCCAAGGGUAUUCAUAACGUUGUUUUUGAACUAAAAUAAAAAAUUAAGUACCGCGUUUACUUAUUUUUAUUGAACUGAUCAUUAAUUUUAUUUUUGAGUUCAUUAUACUUAUGGUUGACAACCAGAGGUAAAGAAAUCGAAGUUUCUCAUCAGGUUUUUUUUUAUUUGAAUGAAACAAUUCUGGCAAGCAAUUUGCGAUUCUUAUAUAUAUAUAGGGAUGUGUGUGUGUAGAUAUGUCGCGUACGCGUCUGUAUGUCUGAAGGCUCUUUGUCGUCGCCCGUUAUUAUUACGACUAUCGUUAUUGUUGAUUUUUAAACAAUUUUUCUUAGGAGCGAACAGUGUCUUCGAAGUACUUCCUAGUAAUUAAUUAUUAAGUAGAAAAUGCAAGCUAUGAAGGAAAUGAGAUAUUUGUUGCUUUAGUUAUUGCGAUACUUAAUACGAAUUGUUGGUUUGGAUAAUAGUUUUACAAUUAUUCUGCUAGUAUCUUUUUUCUUUAUUUUGCUGCUUAAUUUUUUAUCAGAAGAUCAAAGAAUUAUACUUUCUCAGAACUGCAAUCUUACUUCCAUUGAUCUGUAAAAAUUAUAAUUAUUUUCUUAACAAAUUAUGAUUAUAAUCUUUUUAAAUAAUUUAAGUCUGGGCAAAAAUAUUCUUGCAGAAUUUAUUUUAUGCAAGCAAUGUGCUUCCUACCGAUGCUUCAAUUGUUUUCAGAAUUUUGCACAAAAUAAUCUUAAUUCCUUCAUGUUGAAGCUUCGAUCAUUUAAAUGUCAAUGUGAUCAUUUUUAUUGUAUCUCUUCUGAGUGAAAAAUCAAACUCCUUUUUUUCGCUUUUUAUUUAUUACUUUUCAUUCAAAAUCGAAGGAAAAAAUCAACGUAUAUUUUAAAAUAAAAAAGACAAACGCUAAUCAAAAAUCAUAUUUAUAGUGAGAGCUCAGGCGUAUUUGAAUUUUUAUAAGGUACUAAUUAUAUCAAUUGUACGAUGUACGAUUAUCAAUAAGAUCGGAUGAAACACAAAUUAAUUUAAUAAAAGUAUGUUCGAUAAACG